This is a messenger RNA of Oppia nitens, 1954 nucleotides long. RefSeq lists its product as uncharacterized. The coding region runs from base 17 to 1954 and encodes 645 amino acids. Gene Ontology annotation, molecular function: flavin adenine dinucleotide binding; oxidoreductase activity, acting on CH-OH group of donors. NCBI's taxonomy places the organism in Eukaryota, Metazoa, Arthropoda, Arachnida, Sarcoptiformes, Oppiidae. The transcript is spliced from 2 exons. The record is from RefSeq and is a predicted model, not a curated record.
CGCCGCCGCCAACACUAUGCUGUCAUCAUCGGCGCCCAGUCUGACCUUACAAUUGAUAACAAUAUCUAUAAUCACAUUACAACGAACCAGAGAUCACAACUCAAUCGAUACCAAUCGGCCGAUUGCCGACACCUACGACUACAUUGUGGUCGGUUCGGGUACGGCCGGUUCGAUAGUCGGUUCACGCCUGUCGGAAGAUCCCGGUGCCAGUGUACUGGUGCUCGAAGCUGGCGGUCCGCAAACCGUACUAACAGAUAUGCCGGCUAUGGAACGCCGACUAAUCGGUUCGGAUGUCGACUGGUCCUAUCGGACAACCCGUCAAGCGGGUGCCGGCUGGGCAUUCGGUGGCCGAGUACCGAUACCGCGUGGCCGGGUAGUCGGCGGUUCGCAUAACCUAAACUUUAUGGUCUAUUCGCGCGGCAAUCGCCGCGAUUUUGAUAGUUGGUCUCAGCGUUUCGGUGCCAGCGGUUGGAGCUAUUGGGAAGUGUUGCCCUAUUUUCUACGAUCGGAAAAUCAAACCGAUCGGGAAAUAUUGUCAGCGAAUGCCGGUUAUCACUCAACCGCGGGUCGUAUGGUUGUAGCGACACCACCAUCGGUUGAUCCUAUACUCCAGAAAUGGAUGGACAUACAAGUCCAACAAAACGGUAUACCCAUAGUCGACCAGAACGGUCCGGGACAGUUAGGUAUCAAUUGGUUUCAGCAGACCAUCUACUAUCAGUCAAACGCUACCCGAUCGACAACGGCCAGUGCCUAUCUGGAGCCGUACGCACGCGGCGGCGGUACCAUACGUCCUAAUCUACAGGUGCUGACACGUGCGUUUGUUACGAGACUAGUGAUGACUACCGAUAACACGGGUGGUAGUAGUGGUGGUGGUGGUGGUGGUGUACGGGCAGCGGGUGUCCACUACGAGCAUAACGGUCGCGAGCAUACGGUAUACGCCCGACGAGAAGUGGUGCUCAGCGCCGGUUCAAUCAAUUCACCACAAUUGCUAAUGUUAUCGGGUAUAGGCCCCAGACAACACCUACAGGAGCUAAACAUACCGGUUCUGGUAGACCUACCUGUUGGCUACAAUCUAAAAGAUCAUGUAUACGUCCAGUUGGACUACCAGGUCCUUAACAAAUCGUUGGUCAACUCCCGUAACGAUUUGACCGUCGAAAACAUGUACGACUAUUAUGUCGGGGCUGGCGGUCCACUGGCACAGUAUCCGCUAGUCUACCAGUAUCUGAAUAGUCCGAUGAAUAACGAAACCGAUUGGCCUGAUCUGCAAAUCGAUUUGAAUGUUGCACCAGUAGGUAAUAAUCUGACAGCACUGGUAGCCAACAAAGCCGUCCAUCGGCAACAAUGGGAGGACUACUAUAGGCCACAUUUGGGCGAUAAUACCCGACUGGGUAUACUAUGUUUUCACUAUCGGCCGCACAGUGUCGGCCGUCUACGGCUGGCCACAGCCGAUCCGCACGAUCAGCCACUAUUGGAUACUAACUAUCUGGACUAUCGGGGCGACGGUUACGACAUUCGGGCACUGGUAGCCGCCAUACGACAGGCUAUGAUCUGGGCUAAUACUGGCCAGUUUAGCCAAUAUGUACGACCGUGGCAGCACCCGAUACCCGGUUGUCAACUAUGCACCGAUGCUGUUCAGGCUAUACACCUGUGCGACCAAUAUCUUGAAUGUUAUGCCCGAUCGUUGACAAUGACUGUCGGCCAUCAAGUGGGCACCUGUAAGAUGGGCGGCGGCGGCGGCACCGGUAGUACCGAUAGUGUAGUCGAUGAGCGACUACGUGUGCGCGGUGUCCGAGGCUUGCGCGUAGUCGACGCAUCCAUUUAUCCCGAUAUAACCAAUGGUAAUACCAAUGCACCGACGGCUAUGAUUGGCGAAUACGGGUCGCAGCUGAUCCGGGAUGACCAUCAAAAAUCUUAUAGGGCUGUCCCACCCCUCCCUCUGAUUAUGUCAUACUAG